AUGAUGAAGUUAUGUUGCUUGGCGAUGACAUUGGCGAGAGCACGGAGGGGACAAAGGUUGAGUAAAGGUGUGGAACGAGGGGUCCAAUUACGAAAGAGGAAGAGGAUUAUUCCUAUAUGGAAGAUCUUUGAAGCUAGUGAAUUGGAAUGGUGCCAUAACCCAAAUUUGGUGAUGCAAUUUGGCAACGUGGAAGCUGAGAUUGAAUUCUUCGCUUCCCUCGUCAAAGCUGACGGUUGGCUGAAAGGAGAUCGACAACAAGAGUUGGAGGAAGUAGAAAUAUCAGACUGGACAACGACCGAUGUAUUUUUUAUGGUUCCGGCGUGUGGGAUGGAUUGGCAGAACGCAUAUAAGGUGUAUGCCACUUGUAUGUUGACGAAGUAUAAGCAUUGGGUGGCUCUAAUGAUUGAUCUGGUUCAGUGUGAAAUCAAAGUGUACGAUUCAAUGGUUUCACUUAUUCCAGAUGAGAUCUUAAAGGAAGAACUCACCCCGCUUUCAAUUACGAUUCCAAAUCUUCUCAACGCCAUCAACUUUUAUGAAGAAGGUGUUUACACAAACGAUUGCAGCCGAGAUUGGUGGUGUCCGUGGCCAAUACAACGUGUGGAUGUUCCACAACAAGGUGAUUGUGGCAUGUUCGUGUUGAAGUACAUUGAGCUUUUGAGCACUGAGAUUCCGUUAGCUACUUGCACCUCGCAGAACAUGCCCUUUUUUCGGUUGAAGUUGGUUGCAGAGAUAGUACGGGGAGAUGCUUACAUGCCAUGA
Molecule: messenger RNA, 759 nt
Organism: Prunus armeniaca (apricot)
Lineage: Eukaryota; Viridiplantae; Streptophyta; Magnoliopsida; Rosales; Rosaceae
Source: the annotation of a GenBank genome assembly